AUGUAUGCCGCUAUUACUUGCUCACCGCCAAUUGGGCAGCCCACAACUGUCGCCAGAGACCAGAAUGCUGUACAUCUCUCCAAUACUUUGUCUCUGAAGACGGGUACUGACUUAAACAUUCCAGUGAAUGAUCAGCAAGCUAAAGUCUCUAUCUGGCACAACCACAAAGGUCAGCAUGAUUGGUCAGAACUUCCGCUCAAACCAUCUGUUGAUCACGAUGAUGUUAUCGGUGAUGAUUCAGGGUGGAAGUGGAUCAAAGAUCAAAGUGGAUUAGAUGAUGGUCAACUUCAUUAUCAACAGUCACAUGAAGAGCUAGGGUUUCCUGAGUACUUCCACGGCACAAGCUCCGAUCUCAACAUUCGUAAGAUGACUGCCGACACUCCCGACACCAAGUUAUACUCUAUCACAGCCUCAACUAAGCCUGCCAAAGGCAAGGAUUCUGGUUACAGCAAAUACGUACUGGGCACACCAAAGGAUUUUACUCGGUGGUUCUCGUUAGUGCGACUCUGGAGUCCCUGGCUUGCUCCACGUCAGGGCAAGGACAAGUUCCAUCUGGACAAGGACGCCAUUCUUGCGUCUUUCCUGCGACAUGAUGGAGCUCAUGUCGUUUGUCUUGCGAUUAGCGGUGUUGAGGAUGUUCUUACUGUGUUCCAACAUGACGACAGUGGUAAUGUCAUUAUACAAGGUCGCAACGAUCGCGAGAAAGAAGGAACGAGCCAUGUACUUGUUGCUGUGGCCGAUUCUUUCGAAGUAGCGAAUGCUGCAGUCAUGUAUCAUGCUAGAAAAAUUGUCGGAGGUUACGAGUCAGCGACUGGUCAGAUGGAAGCCGAGACCAAAACAUUGAUGGAUAAGAAUGUCAAGGCCGAAUGGCUCGAGGAGUGGUAUGAUGGUUUCACCUACUGCACUUGGAACGGUCUGGGCCAAAAGCUCACCGUUGACAAAAUCAAUGAGGCCCUGGAGUCACUCAAGAAAGAGAACAUCAUAAUCGAGAAUCUCAUCAUCGACGACAACUGGCAGUCUUUGACAGAAGGUCGGACACAGAUGGAUCGUGCCUGGACCGACUUCGAGGCGAACAAGGAAGGCUUUCCACAGGGCCUCAAGCAAGCUGUUACAGACAUCCGCAAGAACCACCCCAACAUCAAUCACAUUGCAGUAUGGCACGCGAUUCUCGGUUACUGGGGCGGUGUAGCUAAGAACGGCAACAUUGCAAAGAAUUAUAAGACAACGACCAUCCAGAAAGAGCCAGGAGUGGCAGAAGGCGAAAUGUCAGUUGUAGAUGCUUCCGAUGCACAACGCAUGUACAACGACUUCUACUCUUUCCUGAGCGACUGCGGCAUUACCGGAGUCAAGACAGACGCUCAAUUCUUUUUGGAUAUGAUUGUCGAUGCACCCGAUCGAAGAAGCUUGAUAACCGAGUAUCAAGAUGCUUGGACAAUUGCUCAUCUUCGCCACUUUGGCUCACGAGCCAUCUCUUGCAUGUCUCAAGCACCGCAAAUGCUCUUCCACUCGCAGUUACCAACUAACAAGCCUCGACUUCUUGUUCGUAACUCUGACGAUUUCUUCCCAGAAGUACCUGCUUCUCAUCCCUGGCAUAUCUUCUGCAAUGCCCACAAUUCUUUGCUCACACAGCAUCUAAACGUGUUGCCUGACUGGGACAUGUUCCAGACGUCACACGAAUGGGCUUCCUUCCAUGGCGCGGCUCGCUGUGUUUCUGGUGGACCAAUUUACUUCACGGAUUAUCCUGGCAAGCAUGACAUCAAGUUGAUCAAUCAGAUGACAGCCAGAACCACACGAGGAAAGACCGUCAUUUUGCGUCCAUACAAUAUUGGAAAGAGCACAAGUGCUUACAUUGGCUACGAAGACAACGCUCUUUUGAAGGUGCAUACUUACCACGGAUAUGCACGUACUGGUACUGCAUAUCUGGGAAUUUUCAACUGUACUCACCGCCCAUUAUCUGAGCUCAUCCCCCUCUCAACCUUCUCGGGUGCUGAAGAAGGCAAAUACGUGAUUCGUGCCUUCACAACUGGUGCAGUGAGCAAGCCCAUGUCCUGUGGCGAAAAGAAAGCUCUGGCUGGCGUCGAGAUUGAUAAUGGCGGCUGGGAAAUUCUAUCUGCUCAUCCUGUCCAUGAGCACAAGCUCCGUCGUAGCGGUCCUAUUGAAGUGUCUUGCCUCGGCUUGAUCGGCAAAAUGACAGGCGCAGCUGCCAUAAUCAGCAGCGACAACUACACCGACAGUCAAGGAAAGCUGAGAUACUCCGUCCUCAUAAAAGCCCUGGGUGUCCUUGGUUUCUGGAUCGGCGAUCUCAGCAAGAGUUGGGAUGUAGAGGAGAAUAUGCUGGUCUUGAUCUUCGGCAAGCAGAUUCCCAAACAUUGUGUUAGUGUCAAUAGGGAUGUUUUGGAAAUUGAUGUGGAUAGGGCUUGGAAGGAGACUGGACAACAGGCUGGGUGGUCGAACGAGAUUGAGGUUGAAUUGUUUGUGUCUUAG
This is a messenger RNA of Aureobasidium melanogenum CBS 110374, 2484 nucleotides long. Its product is annotated as glycoside hydrolase. The coding region runs from base 1 to 2484 and encodes 827 amino acids. Lineage: Eukaryota; Fungi; Ascomycota; Dothideomycetes; Dothideales; Saccotheciaceae. The transcript is spliced from 3 exons. The record is from RefSeq and is a predicted model, not a curated record.